AUGGCGCUUGAUGCCUGCUCAGACCAUGCCGCCGAGAAAAUGACGCUCCUGGACCGCCCUGGCCGCCGACCAACAGUCCCAAUUUCUCCCAUUUCCCCGGGUCUCGCCCAGGAUCCGAUUCCCCAACAGAAAAGCGAGAUAACACCAGUUCCGCCAAGUCCAACACCACCAUCCGACGCAUCCGAUUCUCACGUGGAGGACACGAUUGUCUGUGCUCCUGUAGGAGUUCCAUCUUCUGAUGGACUGUGGUAUAUUCUGCACUGUGAUGAGCAUCAGAAGGCAUUUCAGCACCCUGCGUUAAGAGGUGCAGCGGCGCAUCUUAAAGGUAGCAAGCAUGGGCUGCCAUGGUAUCCGACAAGCCUGGAAGUCAUCAAGCAUUUUGGCGUCGAGGUUAUAGAUUGCGAUGCCGAGUUGGCCGAUAAGAACAACACGGUUGCUCUAGCCGUCAGCCAGGCCAGCAAGAAAGCAUCCGAAUGCAAAGCGGAGGAGAAAACAAGCCCGAAGAAACGACUACACGAAUCGAAUGAUGAAUCCGAGGUCAAAGAAAAGGAAGUCUCUAAACGGCAGUCGAAGCAACGGAGGAUUAGCGGGAUCACGAGGCCAACUCCAGGUCGAAUUUACCUGGCCUACUGGGAAACGACAAAAGACUGGUUUCCUGCCCUGGUCCUCCCUCACAUAGGCCUCGAAGCCUUUGGAAUUCCAAGUACCCUUGAGAAGCUCGGCUUGAUGAAUAGCACGCCAGACUGCUUGAGAUGUGAAUCUGAUACUCAAAAUCUCAAGUGGCGGGAAGGAUAUGAGCAUGACGGGCCUUAUGCUAUGGACCGAGAGUUCCCAAUCCUGUUUUUCGACAGACGCGACUUUCCUGAGCAAGCCUCUGCUGGUUGGGUCAAGGCGAGUGAUUUGCAGGAGUUGAGCGUCUUUAAGAGUUCUUCACGGCUCGUGCCGAAUUUGAAGUUUGCGAAAAAGUAUUUGCGGAAGCGAUUACAGCAAGAGACGGAGUUUUCGGAUGAAGACUCAUGGGCUUCUUCGGAAGAAAGCGACUCGGAGACGCCGCCUUUAUGCACCGCAGGUAACGAGAGUCAACCGGAGCAAGCUUUCACUUCUGUUCGCUUAGAGCCCGAGCAGCCAGCGGCUGAUGCUCCCACAAACACCGCAGUGGAAGACAAAGUACCAUUAUCCGCAAACAAUGAACCAGAAUCUGGAAAUGCAGCUUCCGUGCCACUGACACCUGGGGAAAGCCGCCCCGGAACUUCUUCAAAUCCACAGGUUGAGGCAGCCCCAACAAACACCAUUACGCAUUCCAUCAGGGAUGACAUUACAAUAAUUUCCAUAUCUAGCUCCGAUGACGAAAUGGAGAAUCAAGAUCAGCCCGCAAAGUCAAGUCAACCACCAACUGCAGACAACAGGAUGGCGGUAGACCCCCGGCAUUCUGUUGUCACCGAGAUGAAGGAUGUCAGACCCAACACUUCCAUUUCCUCAGGGCAAAGCUUCGACUUAAAACCUACAAUACUACUAAACGGUCCUAUCACCGGUUAUACGACGCAGGGUGUCGCCCCAGCACCACCUUUAAGAAACGGACAACAACCUCAAGUCCAACUACCUACUCCUGUUCAUGUCCAUCAUAUCCAACACACAUUACCCAACAACGCAACAAUAGAUCUUCGCAACUUGAUGACAAGGUCAACUUAUAUGGCAUUCCCCGGAGCACUCCCGGGGUCAGAGGCGCCACAAUCUCAGCUACCGCCAUACCAACCUCCAACUAACCGGCGGCCGCUUCAGGUUCCUCCUCAGGUUCCUUACCCUCAGGGCCCUGUAACAACCGGCUUCCACCACCACCGAUUACCUCCAUCCCAGGAUCAACAGGCUCAUUCAAAUCCAGCGAUCAGCCCUUCUCGACCUGAAAUAUCUCAUGUGUCGCCCAGACCCCCGAUCCCAGCGGAAACCCGGGCACCAGCAACACGGCCACCAGCAGCUCGGCCACUUCAACCUAAAGCAACUUCUGCACCCCCACCUCCCCCUCCACCUCCACCUCGACAGCCCGAGAGUAGACCUCAGGUUCCUAAAGUUCCUAUUCCACCAGCACCCAAGCCCAAUUCAUACCAAGCACCGGUGCCAACUGGAAAUCCCACACCCCCUCCUUCCAAACCCUACCUUUCAACACCAACCCCCUGGCAACCCGUGUAUAUAGGCAAAGCCUUGCAGUUGGAGACGACGAACCCUCGGUUCGGCGUGCCACCUAACGAAGUUCCCCCACCCUUUCUCGAUCGGCUUAAGAAACUGGCAGGAACCCGGGAUAACUUUCCAAAGAUGGCCAAAUUCCUUGAUGGGGAAGGCUUUUACUUUUGUCCUUGGUGUGAGAAACGAUAUCGGCGUCCGGUCAAGUUUACGGAUCACUUGGUUUUGAAUCACAGCAGGUAAUAUGGCGUACGUCAGGAAUAAUUGUUUCUGGGCAAUCUUUGUUGGACAUUGGUUCAUGAUGAUCAAUAACGACAGGAAAUCUAUUCUCCUGAUGCAACCAG
Messenger RNA from Fusarium vanettenii 77-13-4, 2519 nucleotides. RefSeq lists its product as uncharacterized. The record is from RefSeq and is a predicted model, not a curated record. The transcript has 3 exons. Bases 1 to 2418 code for a protein of 805 amino acids. NCBI's taxonomy places the organism in Eukaryota, Fungi, Ascomycota, Sordariomycetes, Hypocreales, Nectriaceae.